UCAACCAUCCUCUCAAGAUUACGAAGCACGAAAAAAGAUUUGACCAGCUCAACACCUUACACUCCUGUUAGUUGUGGGCCCAUGAUGCCUUAUGCCCCCUUGAAACAGCAGUUCUUCUAAGAUUAUUGCGUCCACCAAGCUAUGUCGGGAGGCGCGUCCACGGAGACGGCGCGCAAUGAAGCAUUACUUCCUACGAACAAGGCCGCAGUCGGUUCCGCGCAUAAUGUCGAGCUCAAAGACAUGGCUGCACAGCCGACGCCUUUACCGAUUGAGGAGGACAUAAUGCAGCUGGCGAGACUGGGCGAGAUUGGCGCUAUUCAGAAGCUUUUUGACGCUGGGAAGGUUGAUGCGACGUACGUCGAUGAUCAAGGCAUCACGCCCCUUCAUUGGGCAGCAAUAAACAAUCAUUAUGCGCUAUGUCACUUCCUCAUACAAGCUGGAGCGAACCUGAAUGCGAAAGGUGGCGAUGCCGUGGCUACACCCAUCCUAUGGGCUGCGAAGAGAUGCCAUUACUACAUCGUCAAUCUCCUUCUCCAGCACGGCGCUGACCCUCUCCUUACCGACGAUCAAGGCUUCAACCUUCUCCACUCCGCGACCUUGGACGGCAACGUCUUCCAGCUCGUGCUACUCCUUCACCAAGACCUACCCGUAGACAUUCCAGACAGAGAAGGGCACACCAGCCUAAUGUGGGCGUGUUAUAAAGGUUUCCCGGCUUGCGUGGAUCUAUUCUUAAGAUGGGGCGCAAAUGUCUCUUCCAAGGAUGAUCAAGGCUUCACUGCUUUACAUUGGGCUCUCGUCAAAGGGUCGCAAGCCUGCAUUCAAAAGCUCGUCGAGUACGGAUCUGACCGCUUCGCGGAGAACAACGACGGGAAGACACCCGCGGUCACUGCACAAGAGAUGGAUACAGAGCGACAAUGGCACAAAGCGCUAUCUGAAUGCGGAUACAAUGUCGAUGGCAGUCCGAAGCACUUCCCGCUUGCGAAUUACAUCAAGGACAGGAAGGCGUUCCUGUCGCAACUUUUUUUCUUCUGGCCAUUCUUGAUAAUAAUAUGUGCGUUGUAUAUUUUAAGCACUUUUUCGGUGGUAGUAGCGGUGCCUUUGACACUUAUCGUUUCAUGGGGACUGCAGUGGGUGGUGCAGCAGGCCUUGAGAUGGGCACCAUCAGACAUGAAAACGAUACACAAGACUCCUUUUCUUGCGGGCAUCUUUGCCGGUACAUUGUUUUGGGUUGGGUUACGAUAUAUUACACGCAUACUUCUCUGGACGUUGGACUCAUGGUCCAACAUUUUUAAUAAUGCUUUCUUCAUGGCGUCUUACGGCCUUUGCACGUACUUUUAUUUUACGACUAUGUUUGAAGACCCUGGUUAUGUCCCAAAGCCUGGCAGUCGUCAGGUGCAGAAGGCCGUUAUCGAGGAACUGAUGGAGCUACGACUAUUUGAUGAGAACCAUUUUUGUACACAAUGUAUGGUGCGGAAGCCAUUGCGUGCGAAGCAUUGCAAGAGAUGCAACCGCUGCGUAGCGAAGACAGAUCACCACUGUCCGUGGGUGAACAACUGCGUUGCAGUCAAUAACCAUCGGCACUUCGUGCUCUAUAUCUUGACCCUUGAAUUAGGGAUUCUGGCCUUUGUCAGACUUGUUUUAGCCUACCUCAGCAAUAUUGCGACCCCCAAGAAUGUCCAUUGCACCAUUCUAGCGGACGAAGUCUGCGGCAUUCUUAUGAAGGACCCCUUCACUAUCAUCCUCACCCUUUGGGCCACCCUACAACUUACUUGGGUGACGAUGCUGACCUGCGUGCAAUUACUCCAAAUUGCGCGCGCACUCACGACCUGGGAAGCCAUGCGCGGUCACACGCACACUCAUGGCACCGGCGAUACUCUGACCGCUUUCGUCACAACCGGCAGCACCACCGCCGAAGGCGGCGCAGUCAGUAGCUCAGGCUCAGGGCCCGACGCCGCAAACGCGCAUCGACACCCGAAACACGGCAUGUGGGAGACGUGGAAACGACUGCUAGGUCUAGAUACAUUCAUUGCUACAGCGCUACAUGGAAGCCGGGCUGCAGAGGUGCAGGCGCAAGCUGCACGGAAUCCUUACCAGCGCGGCCUUGUGACAAAUUGCAAGGACUUCUGGCUUGACCCGGCGCCGAUCUUUGGGCGACGGCAUGAUGGCACGACGCUGCUGGGUGGUGAGAAAGUGGAUUAUACUGCGCUGUAUGAGCUACCUGGGCGCAUGCGGAUGAGGAGGGAGGAGAGGGACGGAGAGGAGACGGAGAGACUGGUUGGGGGGAGUGAUGAUGCUGUGUAGAUGUAUGUAUGA
Pseudovirgaria hyperparasitica is the source of this 2313-nucleotide messenger RNA. RefSeq names its product palmitoyltransferase akr1. Gene Ontology annotation, molecular function: protein binding; palmitoyltransferase activity. Gene Ontology annotation, cellular component: Golgi membrane. Bases 142 to 2301 code for a protein of 719 amino acids. The record is from RefSeq and is a predicted model, not a curated record. Gene Ontology annotation, biological process: protein palmitoylation. NCBI's taxonomy places the organism in Eukaryota, Fungi, Ascomycota, Dothideomycetes, Acrospermales, Acrospermaceae. The transcript is spliced from 6 exons.